AUGGCAUUUUUUACAUGUUUCGAUGAUCUACCCGAUCUGGUAUUGAUCGAGCUCUUUUCAUAUUUAUCAUCUAUUGAUAUUCUCUGGGGAUUUACUUGUCUUAAUCAUCGUUUUAAAAUGUUAAUAACCGAACGAGGUUUCUUUUAUCAUAUUAAUCUAUCACUUGCACGUUAUCAUCAGUUUAAUAGAAUUCUUCAUUUUCUUCCAUUAAACAAUAUUCAAUCACUUGCAAUUGAUUGUGAUGCAUCUCCACGUCAAUUAAAUUGUUGGCCUUAUUUACCUUGUUUAAGAACUUUUCUUAUCAUUGGUUUAUACAAUCAUGAUGAUCUUUUAAGAUUUCUUUUGCUUCAUGCAGCUACACUCACUCAUCUCAUUAUCCAAUCAAGUGAAAGAAUAGUACCGGAUGGUUACUCGGCCAAAUUCGAAUAUCCUUUAGGCGACAUGGUUACCCUAAUAGAUAAUAUUAUUCUUUUUCAUUUACCUGCACUUCGAUCUCUCGAUUUGGGCAUGGAUUAUUACGGUACAUGUUGGUCCAUUACAACUGCAAUAGUUCCUCUUACCUAUCUUCGUCUUGCAUUGCCAUGUAUGGACACUUUAGUACUUCUUAUGUCAACACAACCAUUACCCAAUACAUUACGUCAAUUACACAUAAAACUAAGUAGCGGUUGCAGUAUCAGUCGUUCUUCUACGUCAACAUCUAAUCCUUUGAUUCGAAUGGUUAAUUUACAUACAUUUACUGUUAUUCAAACAUUUUUCUCCAAGUUCACAAUUGAAUGGACAAUAUUCGAAAAUCUAACAUCUUCAAAUGUUAUGCCUAUUCUUCAACAUGCUAAUAUAUCCCUUUUUAUUAAUAUUAAUGACUUAAAUCGUAUUAGUUCAUCGUCACUUUUUACUGAUCAUCGUCAUGUCGAUGUUCAUUUCACUUUUAAUCUUAUCAAUUGUCCUCAAUAUAUAAAGGUAACUCAAUAUAUACCACGUGGUAAUCGAUUUCAUCCACGAGAAAUAAUCGGUGUGACAUUUGUUGUUAAUCAUUGGUCUAGCAGAUCAGAAUGGUUCACUGAUAAGGAUCCUUUUAGUUCUGAUCGACAAUAUUAUCACCAUAUGUGGUAUACUCUUCCAUGGACAUUUGAUGAAUUCUUUCACGAAUAUAUUCCAUACAGAUGGAUUACUAAUAUACAAGUUUUUGAAAAAUCUUCUCAANUAAAUCUUCGAGUUCUUGUUCAAGUCUUUCUAGUUCAUUAUUUAGUUGCUUGA
This is a messenger RNA of Rotaria sp. Silwood2, 1254 nucleotides long. Lineage: Eukaryota; Metazoa; Rotifera; Eurotatoria; Philodinida; Philodinidae. The record is from the annotation of a GenBank genome assembly.